This is a messenger RNA of Lactuca virosa, 1527 nucleotides long. The record is from the annotation of a GenBank genome assembly. Lineage: Eukaryota; Viridiplantae; Streptophyta; Magnoliopsida; Asterales; Asteraceae.
AACCCAAUUGGUUCCUGUUUUCACUCAUUGGUCUCUUUCCUGUUUCACUUUCAUCAAUCUCCCAUACCUCUUCAAGAUCUUCAAACUGUAUCAACACGGCACCUGUCAAUUGGGAAUUCUCUUUCUCCAUUUCAUAAUUGGAUUUUGAAUUCUUUCACUCUCUCUCUCUCUCUCUCUUCUCAAUUGGUACGAUUCCCUCUUCUUAAUCUCUCUCUCUCUCUCUCUCCUUGUUAUUGUCUCGGAAUAUUCACUCCCUUCACUCUGCUAUCUCAUGUUCACUUACCUUCAACCCAUUUUUCGCUGUCUAAAUUAGCAAAUCGACAUGGAUUUUUGUUAAUUUUCAUGGGUUGUACACUUUACAAAUGUUUGUUAAUCAAACGAUUUGAAUGAAAUCAUAUGGUGUUGGAAAUUGAUUCAAUUUGAUCUGGGUAAUUGAGUUAUAGUUAUGACAAUGGAUUCUGUUAAUUACAAAGAACAUGAAGGUUUGAUUCCGAUGAGUUCAGUUCCUUGGUGGAGUGGACUUGUGACUGGAUCAUCACUUGAAGAAUCCAUGAAAGCGAAGCCUUCAUCAAUUCACAACGACACUACUUUCGGAUCAAAAUUCACACCUAAACGAUCAGAUCAUGAUCAUGAUGCAGACCAAGUGUUCGACAAAAGGGAUAUAACUCAAUUCAAUAUAUUCACUGGAAAUGUUAGUGGAAAACUUGAUCAAUCGGCAUCGGAUUCUGAUGAGUGCAACAAUUCAUCCAACACCCAAAAACCAACGAAAAUUCAGACAUCGUUUUCAAUGGAAUCUGUUCCUUCGGACUAUCUUAGAUUUGGUCAACCUAACAUGCUUUGCGGAAAGUAUAGAGAUCAAUGUUAUGGAGUGUUGUCAACUUAUGGACAUCAAAUCGCGGGUCGGAUAAUGUUGCCUUUAAACUUGAGCAAUGAUGAUGAACCGGUUUUUGUGAAUGCAAAGCAAUAUCAUGGAAUAAUAAGACGUAGAAGAUCACGUGCUAAGGCAGAAAUGGCAAAUAAAGUUUUGAAAAAUCGUAAGCCAUAUAUGCACCACUCGCGUCAUCUCCAUGCAAUGCGUCGACCAAGAGGGAACGGAGGUCGUUUCUUGAACACCAAAAAGGAAAACAACUGCAAAGAUGAAAAUACAGAUCAAGAAAAAGACAAAAACCUUUUAAAGUCUCCUAAUUAUGCCAUUUUCAUGUCUGAUCAUAACAACUCCAUCUCUCAUCGUGAACCAAAUAACAUGUUUUCAAUGGGAGACCUUAAAAGUCUCCCAAUUGGAAACCUUUCGGUAGUCUCUUUUUCAGAAAUGAUGUCCGGGAACACUGCUUCCGAACAUAGUUUUGGCAUGCAUGGCAAAUGGGUUGCAGCGGCUGGUGGUGGUGGUCGCUGCAAUUUUACAAUCUAAUGUCAGAGAUGAGGUCCUGAUGUAUUGUAUGUAUAUCAGCAUAUCGGGACCUCAUAUCUUUACAACCAGAUAAAUAUUUAAAAAAUUUAUCUGGUUGUCUUUGGCAACUCAUCCUUGGC